AAACAGUGUCCUUCUUACUUCUCCCUAGCAAAUUGGAAAGAAGACUUACACAAAUAUAUUGACCCUGCAGAGAUCCCCGUGUUAUAUGGGGGAACCCUCACGGACCCUGAUGGAAACCCCAAAUGUGAGACCAAGAUAAACCACGGUGGUGAUAUCCCCAAAAAGUACUACGUGCGGGAUCAGCUGAAGCAACAGUAUGAGCAUUCGGUCAUCGUGAACCGGGGCUCUACCCAGCAGCUGGAAUACGAAAUCCUCUUUCCCGGCUGCGUCUUGAGGUGGCAGUUCAUGUCGGACGGGGCCGAUAUAGGCUUUGGUGUCUACCUGAAGACCAAAGUGGGGGCACGCCAGCACGCCGGGGAGAUGACCGAGGUGUACCCCAACCAGCGCUACAACGCCCACCUGGUCCCCGAAGACGGCAGCCUCACCUGCGCGGAUGCCGGCAUCUACGUCCUUCGCUUUGACAAUACCUACAGCUACCUCCACGCCAAGAAGAUCAGCUACACGGUGGAGGUCUUGCUCCCGGAUAAGAAAUCGGAGCAGAAGAUCCAGGAGUUGGAGGAGCUCCAGAUUAACCACGCCUGAUGAAGACGGCGUCCCCAGGGGCCUCUCCGCUGCCCUCCCCGCCCCCCGGGAGUGGCAGGGGUGGGCACCAUCCUCAGAGGUCCUCUCUGGGGGCGAAUUCAUGCUUUGGCAGUCAGUGGGGUGCAGGAGGUUCCAAAGACGCUUGCCUCAAGGCGGCGGGUCACGAAUCGGUUCCUUCCGGCCCUGUGGGCUUACGAAAGGGCACCCGUGCCUCCCCACCGCCCGUCGGUGCGGGACGCAGGAGGGGCAUCGUAGUCAAGCUUGUGCGGGAAUCGGCUGCCUACUCUCUAGUUUAGGGCUACGGGAGAGGAUGGGGCUGCCUUGCCUCUUUGCGGGUGGGUGCUUUGGACCCUGGGGGUAAUCGUGGGAUUGAGGACAGCCCCCCGGUCCUCACAAAGGGGAGGCCAUUGAGACCGAGCGUUGGCUUCCACCGGGGGCCUCCCAGGUCCAAAGACAGUAGGGUUCUCUGUCCUUGGCAGAGGUAUACUGUGCCUGUAUCGGGAGGCUCUGCUUCAAAAGUCACUGAAAGACCCGUCCUAGAUCCAUUUUAAUCCCCUUCCCCGGGAUUAAACUGGGCAAGCUUCUGGUUGGGAAGUAGAAGCAAAAUCUGCCCUUGCUCAGCUUGAAGGCAGCCAACAGCGCUGCACGUUGAUCCUCCUGUUCUGGCGAUGCCAAAGACCACCGUCUCUCAAACCACCCUUGCAAUGUGCAAGCAGAAACUGCGCCAGGAAAUGAGGGGCCUGGGGGUCCCCCACCAUGCUGUGCUGCUCACCGACUGCCUUAAACGGUCACCUCAAUUCCUGCCUGCCUUAGUUCCUUUGCUGCUUCUGGGACUUUGACAGGACUGGCAGCCACCGGCCCCAACAGGACUCUUUGUACAAAAUCCUACCCGAGAUUGACAGACGUAUCUUUGCUGUGGGUCAUUCUGUCCUUUGCACAACGGGACAUUUUCCACCCCACACUCCGGACUUGGGGAGGUCACGGAACAGUUAAGAGGGGAUUCAUCUCCCUUACCUGCUCCCGUCUUUGGAACUUCUCUGCUGGAUAUUUUGAGCGCUUGGCCAGAAGUGGGCACCGGGGCCAGCCGGUGCCCUCACCCAAAGGACACGCAUUUGCUUUUCUUCCAGGUGGGGAGGGGCCACCCAAAAGCCGCUAUGCCCUUUGGUUUCCUCUGCAGCCCUCACAAAUAAUUUUUUUAAUUUUAUUUUUGAAAGAACGUUAAGAGACCAGAAGGAAGAAAGAAGAAAAAAGCAACAGAGGGAUUUACAAACUGUAAAAAUUAGAUAAUGAAUUUACAAAAUGGUAAGCAAAAAAUAAAACAUUCCUCGGGUCUAAUAAUAUUAGGAUGGUACAUCUUUCACUUUUUAAGUUGAUGCUGACAAUGAGUAUUUGUAAUUAAUCUUCCUGUUGAGACUGCCUGGCUACAUUUGGCAGAGUUCAUUAGAAAAUUUUGCACAGGGAUUCAUGAUUCCUUUAAUUCAAGCUGUUUUAUAUCAAGCUGUUUUAUCUAGCCCUUCUGCCCAAGUGAAUUCCCAACCACAUAAAAAUAAUACUGUUGCAAUUCUCAAGACGCAGCACAAAAGGAAAACUGCACAGGAAGGAAGAGGAAAAGCAAGCAAACCCAGGCCUCAAUUCUAUUUUAUCCCAGUCGAGAUUUUUAAACCGGCUUGAAAAGUGGUUUAUCCUGAGAGGUGGUUUUAAAUAAUCUGUGUGCUAUGGUGGGUACAGCCAGCUCCAGAAGACCCAGAAGAGAGAUGGGCAUGUCUUAAACGAUCGGAAUAAAAGGACUAAACUGCAGCCACAGCUGGAGAACAGUGGUGUUUUUGCACAGGCUUCUCCAGGAUUGUUUUUUGCAGAAUGCCCUCCCCCCCGCUAAGCUAUUCUGUAUAACCAUCCCCACAGAGCAAAAAUGAAAAGAAAACGAAAAUGAAACCUAAGAACAAUUUUAAAAAGAGCUGAAUAUAAUUGUAUAAGUGUACUAUAUACAGUAUACGUGGUCUUGAGGAGAAAUACAAGCCAUAUUCGAUAUUUCUCUCCAAAAUGACUACCGUACAGGGAAAGAGAAUGUAAUUAAGAAAAAAAAAUCAAGGGAGCUAAUAAAUGGUGAGCAAAUAGGUCUGAGUUUGUCCUGCACUAUAGAGAAUUUUGGAACUGCUGUCUUAAAUUUUUGGCAGAGUUUUCUCACAUUUUACAUACGAGUCGCUUGUUCUAGGAUGGAAUUUUGAACGUUCACACCAACCUCCGUACUUGGGACCCACAGAACCCCCUUCGCCAUGCUUUCCAUAGGUCUUUCUAACGGCUAUCCCUUCUUUUUUUCAGACCUCCGCUCUUAACCAGUCCCUUCCGUCCAUCCAUCUCUCUCUUCUCUCCUUCCUUCCUUCCUUCCUUCCAC
Python bivittatus (Burmese python) is the source of this 2974-nucleotide messenger RNA. The record is from RefSeq and is a predicted model, not a curated record. NCBI's taxonomy places the organism in Eukaryota, Metazoa, Chordata, Lepidosauria, Squamata, Pythonidae.